Molecule: messenger RNA, 471 nt
Organism: Kazachstania africana CBS 2517
Lineage: Eukaryota; Fungi; Ascomycota; Saccharomycetes; Saccharomycetales; Saccharomycetaceae
Gene: GIM5
Product: Gim5p
Exons: 2
Coding region: 1-471 (156 amino acids)
Biological process (GO): protein folding; regulation of DNA-templated transcription
Cellular component (GO): prefoldin complex; cytoplasm
Source: RefSeq, a predicted model, not a curated record
AUGUCCUCACAGAAAAUUGAUCUAUCCCAAUUGAAUCCCGAACAACUUAAUGCUGUCAAACAACAGUUUGAUCAGGAAUUGCAGCAUUUUUCUCAGUCACUACAGGCUUUAGUAGUCGCCAAGAAUAAGUUCAUAGAAUGCAUAGCUGAUGUCAAGUCUAUAUCCAAGCCAGAAAACAACGAACAACCACUUCUGAUUCCUGCGUCUGCUUCAUUGUACAUUUCUGGUACAAUCAAAGAUAACUCCAAAUUUAUGGUAGAUAUAGGUACAGGCUAUUACGUAGAGAAAAAUGCAGAAGAAGCUGUUGCAUUCUACCAGAAGAAGGUGGACAAGCUCAACCAGGAAUCCAUCCAGAUCCAAAAUAUUAUCAAAGAGAAAUCACAAUCAUCCAUGGCAAUCGAGAAUCAAAUAAGACAAACUGCCAUCAAGCUGCACCAUGACCGUGCAACCCAAGCUUCAACCCAGGCUUAG